CUCGACGAGGAAGCUUCCCGGCCGCUCGCUUCGAAGUAACCGAGCCGUUCCCUUGGAAGCAGGCGUCCCCGGGACUCGUGAUUGGCGGCCUCGGCAUGGAGCUUUCGGCCGCCUCUCCCCGGAGCCCCGAGGCGUAGCAGCCGCCUGCUCCUCCCUCUCUGCCUCCCGCCCGCCCUCAACCCCGCACCGAAGUUUGGGAAGCGUCGGGGAAAGUUUGUGAGCCGCGCUCGGGGCAGGAAAGCAGCAGCCGCCGUCGCCAGCAUCAUGGCGAGCAGGCCAGCCGGGUCGGAGGAGGCCGCCCGACCAGCUCCCUACUCCUCCGGCGGCUCGGUUCUCCCCCGGAGAAGGGACGGCGGCGUACAGCGGCCCCUGUGGAUCGUCUGCAUGGCACUUUUCUGGAGAUUCGGCGCCGCCGACUCGGAGUUUUCCAUUCUGGAUGAAGCGCAAGUUUUGGCCACUCAGAUGAGAAAACUAGCUGCGGAGGAGUUGGGCGUCGUUACUGUGCAGCGGAUAUUCAACUCCUUUGUGUACACAGAAAAAAUCUCAAAUGGAGAAAGUGAAGUUCAACAGCUAGCCAAAAAAAUUCGGGAAAAGUUUAACCGCUACUUGGAUGUGGUAAAUCGAAACAAACAUGUAGUAGAAGCUUCAUACACUGCUCAUUUGACAUCUCCUCUCACAGCAAUUCAGGACUGUUGCACCAUUCCACCAUCUAUGAUGGAGUUUGAUGGCAAUUUUAACACUAACGUGUCUAGAACCAUUAGCUGUGAUAGAUUGUCCACCACCGUGAAUAGCAGAGCAUUCAAUCCUGGGCGUGAUUUAAAUUCCGUCCUUGCCGAUAAUUUGAAAUCAAAUCCUGGAAUCAAAUGGCAGUACUUUAGUUCAGAAGAAGGUAUUUUUACUGUGUUUCCAGCUCACAAAUUCCGAUGUAAAAGCAAUUAUGAACACCGCAGCAGACCUGUCUACGUCUCUACAGUUAGACCUCAGUCUAAGCAUGUAGCUGUCAUUAUAGAUCAUGGAGCUUCAGUUACAGAAACACAACUGCAGAUUGCUAAAGAUGCAGCCCAGGUUAUUCUGAACUCAAUAGAUGAACAUGAUAAGAUUUCUGUGUUAACUGUGGCAGACACAGUAAGAACCUGUUCUUUGGAUCAGUGCUACAAGACAUUUCUGUCUCCUGCUACCAGUGAGACAAAAAGGGAAAUGUCCACCUUUGUUAGCAAUAUCAAAUCAUCUGACAGCCCUACCCAGCAUGCAGCAGGCUUUCAGAAAGCAUUUCAGUUGAUGCGAAAUACAAACAAUAGCACUAAACUUCAAGCAAACACAGAUACAGUCAUAAUUUACUUAUCAGCUGGAAUAACAUCAAGGGAUUCAUCCGAAGAUAGUAAAAAGACUACUCUUCGUGUCAUCAAUGAAGAAAAUAGUUUGCUUAACAACUCUGUAAUGGUCCUUACUUAUGCUCUCAUGAAUGAGGGUGUGACAGGCUUAAAAGAAUUAGCCUUUCUUCGAGAUCUAGCGGAACAAAACUCAGCAAAGUAUGGAGUCCCAGAUCGAACAGCUUUUCCUGUAACUAAAGGCAGUAUGAUGGUCCUGAACCAACUGAGUAAUUUGGAAACAACUGUCGGACGGUUUUAUACAAAUCUCCCAAACCAUAUGAUUGAUGAGGCAGUCUUCAGUUUGCCAUUCUCUGAUGAAAUGGGAGAUGGUUUGAUCAUGACUGUCAGCAAACCAUGUUACUUUGGAAAUCUGUUGUUAGGAAUUGUUGGAGUGGAUGUUAAUCUAGCUUAUAUUUUGGAAGAUGUAACCUAUUACCAAGAUUCUUUGGCUUCUUACACAUUUCUGAUUGAUGAUAAAGGGUAUACGCUUAUGCACCCCUCUCUUACCAGACCCUAUUUGCUUUCUGAACCACCGCUUCACACAGAUAUAAUACAUUAUGAGAAUAUUCCAAAAUUUGAACUGGUCCGACAGAAUAUCCUCAGCCUCCCCCUCGGCAGUCAACUUAUUACAGUCCCUGUGAAUUCGUCACUGUCUUGGCAUGUCAACAAAUUGCGUGAAAUUGGGAAAGAUGCCUACAAUGUGAGUUAUGCCUGGAAAAUGGUUCAAGACACAUCUUUCAUUUUGUGUAUAGUUGUAAUACAACCAGAAAUACCUGUUAGACAACUUAAAAACCUCAACACUGUACCCAGUAGUAAACUCCUUUAUCAUCGUCUGGAUCUCUUGGGCCAGCCCAAUGCUUGUCUGCAUUUCAAACAACUGGCAACCUUAGAAAGCCCUACAGUGAUGUUGUCUGCAGGUGGUUUUUCAUCUCCAUAUGAACAUCUAAGCCAACCUGAGACCAAGAGGAUGGUGGAACACUAUACAGCAUAUCUGAGUGACAACACCCGCCUCAUUGCCAACCCUGGGCUGAAAUUCUCUGUCAGAAAUGAAGUAAUGGCUACCAGUCACGUCACAGAUGAAUGGAUGACACAAAUGGAAAUGAGUGGCUUGAACAGUUACAUUGUCCGCCGUUACAUAGCAACGCCCAAUGGGGUGCUCAGAAUUUAUCCUGGUUCCCUCAUGGACAAAGCAUUUGAUCCCACUAGGAGACAAUGGUACCUCCAUGCAGUGGCCAAUCCAGGAUUAAUUACUUUAACGGGGCCAUAUUUAGAUGUUGGUGGAGCGGGCUAUGUGGUUACCAUCAGUCAUACUGUCCAUUCCUCAAGGACAGCUCAUGAAAUACAAGAGGAUUUCAUUAGUUAUGAUGAAUAA
Molecule: messenger RNA, 2742 nt
Organism: Thamnophis sirtalis
Lineage: Eukaryota; Metazoa; Chordata; Lepidosauria; Squamata; Natricidae
Source: RefSeq, a predicted model, not a curated record